Messenger RNA from Linum tenue, 4629 nucleotides. The record is from the annotation of a GenBank genome assembly. NCBI's taxonomy places the organism in Eukaryota, Viridiplantae, Streptophyta, Magnoliopsida, Malpighiales, Linaceae.
AUGGGCGAGGAAGCUAAACAGGAAGAAGCUAAGCCGGAGGUCAAGGCCGAGGAGAACAAAGAAGAGACAACAAAGGAUAAACCAGCUGAGGUGAAGGAGGGCGAAGAAGUUAAGCCCCCACCUCCCUUCAUUCUGUUUGUGGACCUGCAUUGUGUGGGAUGUGCCAAGAAGAUAGAGAAAUCCCUCAUGAAGAUCAGAGGAGUGGAGGGCGUGGCAAUAGACAUGGCUCAAAGCCAGGUGACCAUCAAAGGGAUAGUGGAACCUCAAGCUGUCUGCAACAUGAUAAGGAAGAAAACAAAGAGAAGAGCCCAAGUUUUAUCUCCAUUGCCUGAGGCUGAGGGUGAACCUAUGCCCCAAGUUGUCAAUUCCCAGGUUGCUGCAACAUCAACGGUGGAGCUUAAUGUAAACAUGCACUGUGAGGCUUGUGCUGAGCAACUGAAGAAAAAGAUACUCAAAAUGAGAGGAGUUCAAACAGCAGUAACAGAGGUACCAGCAGGGAAAGUGAUAGUGACAGGAACCAUGGAUGCCAAAAAGCUGGUGGAUUACAUUUACAGGAGCACCAAAAAGCAAGCCAAGAUUGUUCCUCAGCCGGAGCCGGAGCCUCAGCCAGAAGCAGGAACCGUCGCAGCAGAAAAUCCAGGAGGCGGGGAAGACAAAAAGGAUGAAGGCCAAGGUGGGGAGGAGAAAGGAGAGGAAAAAUCUGAAGCCAUUAAAGAAGCAGGCGGUGAAGCAGCAGCAGCUGAAAGUAACAAGGUCAAGGAGGAAGCCAAGAAGGAAGGAGAUGUAACUAACAUCGUCAUGAACAACAACAACAACGAUAGUGACUUUGCGGCAGAAGAUGAAAAUAUGAAAAGGUUGAUGUACUACCACCACUACCAGCCGCUUUUUGAUUAUCAUGUGAUGUCUUUGAUGGUAGGUUUUCUUGUAGGUGAUAUGAUGAUGGGUGGUGGGUAUUACGGAAAUGGAGUAUCUUCGUCUUCCUCAUCGAAUUUGUCGGCUGCAGCUCCCCCUUUUACUGUCGAUCGCUCUGUUCCAAAACCCUUCUCCCCACUUAUUGACUUCACUGACCAAACUUACCAUCUUCCUGUUUCUAACUCAAACUCUGGUCUGCAUAAUUGGCUACCCUCCAACUCUAGUCAUGACUUCUUUUCCAUUGAUGACAACAAUGGCGCUGUAUUUGAACCUAUCCCUUCCUCAAUUGAUUACACCAACUCGCCGAGGAUUCCCCAUGUAGCUACCCUUAACCCUGCCUCCCGUUCAGCUGAUGAUGGUCACCAUUCCCAUCCACCUCCAAUUCACCCUGAACCUUCCAACCCAUACCACCAGCCAUUCAUAUCUUCGGAGACCAGCAAAUCGAUGCUUCCUCGCCAAUCUGGACAUGGAAUAUUGUCUCGCACUCAUGCAGUGACGCCCUUGCAACCUUCUGGUGAUAUUUGCUUCCCUCAAACUUUGGACCACACCUCACACUGGAAGGGCUUGUGGAAUAGCUCAGAUUGGCUGCAAAACAGUCAGGUGAAACUGGAUGAUGGGUGUUUUGUUGCUCAAGACAAUUAUAUGAAUGAAGGCUCUUAUGCACCUAAGGAGAUUUUUUAUGGUGAGGGAUUCAAUGGCACUGAUGUUGUCGGAAGUGAAAAGAAUGUUAAGCGUUCAAAUAUUGAGCAGAUGGAUUACCAAUCCGUCCUCUGUGAAAAUCCAAAGUUUGUUAACACGGAUUAUCCAACAGCAUUGACCUGCACAGCCACUCUAGCAGGAGAAUCUGGAGGCUACGUAACUCCUUUUAGUGCGUCCCUUGAACUGGGCUCAAGGAAACAAUCUCCCAGUGCAGUGGAAACUCACUUAGUUACGAAGUUGCCUUCAGUUACCAUCAAGCCACCACAUCCGGACAUGUUCUCUCACAAAACUAUGCGUCCUUGGAUUGGUGAAGGAAAAGAGUUUGGUUGUGUUAAUCCCGUGAGUAUUAAAGAGGCUCAUCCAGACAGAAAGGCUGAAAGCAAACCUGAUCUUGAUACAAGGCAACUCAGGCUUCACUUGGGGAAAAAUCAAGAAGAACUGACAAGCAACACAAGUAUUUUUAGCGAGGGCCCUUUUAUAGCAAAACUUGGGUUGCAAGUUCCUCGUAUGUGUCCGGAUGGUUUUAGUGUGUUUGUUGAUAACAAGUCCCUCAACUCUGCGGACAAUAUUGCUGAGAAUUUGGCUCAUCACAGUUCUGCUUUGGACUCUCCAUGCUGGAAAGGGGCUUCCAUCUCACACAGGUCCGGGUCUGAAGUGGCUAGGUCAUAUGAUUUGAUAAAGGUGGAAGAUUUCAGUGGUACACAUCUUCUAGGGCCUGAAGUUUCUUCUUUCACGCCCUAUGGUGCAGAUCUAGUAAAUCCUCAGAACUCAGGUGAUUGUGAGACACACAAUGUGGCGAGGGAUCCAGAAGAGUGUUUAGGUCCUUUUAAAGAACAGACUGGUGCUAGUGCUAGUAUAUUUUCAGGUGAAGGAAUAGGUUGUGCUAUGAAACUUGAAACUCAUAACACAGCAGUUAGUUGCAGCCCUGGAGUUCAAUCCUCUGAUGGUAUCUGUAUGCUCAAUAAUGGAGACGAUCUAUUUCGCCAAUCAGUGGAGACUUUUGAUGGUGAAGCUCCCAAGAAGCAAAUUACUGGGGAAGGACAAGGUACAACUGUUAAACAUGCAUGGUCUAAUGAUCCUGAGACAAAUAAGAGUGAUUACCCCGAAUAUUGUUCAAGCCAUGUAUCGUUCCAUGCUAUAGAGCAAGUGUUACUUUCACCGCCUUCAGCAGAAUCUAGCCCUGCUCUGGAAAAAAACAAAGCAGAAUGUAGGCUUUCUGAGCUAACUAGGCCAAGUAACAGGAAAUCAGCCCCAUAUGUAUAUAUCAAAACACUGGUUAAUUCAAUGCAUGACCUCUCCGAGUUGCUUCUCUUGCACUGUUCAAAUGAGGCUUGUGAAUUGGCCGAAGAAGAUUGUGAGACUCUUAAGGAGGGUCCUAAUGUGGAGGCUUCUCAAUGUCAGGGACUUGGCAGUGGUAAGCUUCCAUCUCCAGUCCAGGUCCAAUGUCUCCAGGAGUUUCAUAGCACUUUGGAUGGUCUCAGAGAUGAGAACUUACUCAAUCACGAGUCAGUGAAGCAUGCCAGCGUGACACAGGCUAUAAAGCAGAUUCUUACUGAGAGCUUGCACAAUGAGGUUGAAACUCAACCAGACAUAAUUUUGUAUAAAAAUCUGUGGUUAGAGGCAGAAGCAGAGUUGUGUUCUGUUAAUCAUGUGGCUCGUUAUAAUCGGAUGAGAAUGGAUAUGGAGAAAGGUCAUUCGCAGCAGCUUAAUGUUUUACCAGAGAAAACAACGGCAAUGAGGAUGUUCGGAAGACCAGAGAUUUCUUCUGAUAUUUCUGCUCAGGGCACUAUGGGAUUGGAUAUUAACUCUAGACAAGUCGUGGAUACUCCUGAUUCAGAUACCUCGAUCUCAAGCGCAAGUAGUAAUUCAGAUGACACACUGGCCAGAUCCCACGUCUUAAAAUCCCCUGUUGGCAAGUCAGUUGCUGCUAUUUUUUCUGCAGCGGGAAAAAUUUCGGAUCACAAGGAGGCUGGCAAGGCAACGCUAGAAGUAAAAGAUAGUGCAAAAACAGAUGUGUUCGUCCAUGAGUCCCAUCGUUCCAGAAAUAUUGGCCACGCCAAUGAUGUGGAUGCUUCUGUGAUGGCCAGAUUCCAAAUCCUUAAAUGCCGGGCUGGCAGCUUGAACUCCACAGCUACAGAGGAACACCAGCCAGAAGGUGCUGAUCUUGGAUAUCCAGGUCUAAGAGACAAUCCUUCAACCUGUAAAGGAGUCUCGGAGAACAUACCGAAGAAUGGAAAAGUGAAAACAUCCCUGCCGAUUAGUCCAGUUAAGUGUACGGAAGAACAGGUGGUUAUUGAAGACAAAUGCAACAAGAGGAAGGGGCAUGGAACUAUGAAUGUGUCGACAACCAACGUGGACCCUGUUUCAGUUCCUCUCGAAUCACAUACCUUUUACAAUACCAGUGAUCAUCGUGACGUGAGUUCUCGAUUUUUCAUUUUGAAGAGUCGGGAUGAGAAACACGAUUCCACGAGCACAUCGGAUGUGGAGAAGUCAUUGAGUCCUAUGAUUUCUCCUUGUAAGGUAAACUUGAGACCUCUGCAGGAGAAGAAUGCUGUGACAGGUACUGAAGAUACCUAUUCUGUGGAGCAACUCCAUUUACGUGUCGGAGACGCUCCUGCGGUUCCACAUUGCUUUGUGAAUAUGCGUGGUGAUCAGUCUCACUCCAGCUACCAGGAUAGCUCUUCUUCAUCAGACUGGGAACAUGUGCUGAAGGAGGAGGUUACUGGAGAGAAGUGAUGAAGGCUGUUAAUCGUGUUAUAAUUCAUGCGUGGAGCAUGAAAUUUACUUUUGUUCACUUAUAGAAACGUAAAUAGCACGUCGGGAUUCAUGCUGUUUUCAAAUUAUGUAUAAUUAUGUUGGCUACGUACGUGGGUACUAUAGUUAUCAAUGGGUCGUUGCUUAUCUCAAAGACGGUUGAUCCUGAAUAGGAAGCAGUCUUCGAGCAGUCUAUUUAGCGGUAUUGCUAUUGCACAAAUUGGGACUGCUAAUACGAGCUGAAACUCCUCCAGUUACUCCUAG